CACAAUAAGAUGUUUUAUAUCAGAGGUUUAUGGAAGCAGCACAAGGUGUCCCUCAAUCCUCUCUCCUGUGACUGUUUGGAUACCUUCAGACCUGUUUGUCCAUAAUAAAGAGGACAAGGAUCAGCUGUUCUCUCAGAGUGUAACGUUCAUUCAUUCCCCAGUCCGCUGUGGAUGUGAUCUGAUCGGGAUCUGAACUUGAAGAAUGAGAGAAGUGAUUAACAACCUUGUGUUCCAGUCUCUCUCCUCUCCUCUCCAUGGAGCAGUUUAUCAGUGUCUGGGUUCGGGAUCCUCGGAUUCAGAAGAAUGACUUCUGGCAUGCCCACAUGGACUAUGAAAUCUGUAUACAUACCAACAGUCUCUGCUUCACUAAGAAGAUCUCCUGUGUGAGGAGAAGGUACCGUGAGUUCGUAUGGCUCCGGCAGAAACUACAGACAAACUCCCUGCUCAUGGUCCAGCUACCUGAACUACCACCUAAGAACCCUUUCUUUAGCCUGAACAAUGCCCAGCAGAUCACAGAGAGGAUGAAGGGUCUCCAGAAGUUCCUUCAACUGACCCUGGAGAGUAAUCUGCUUCUGUCAGACAGCUGUCUGCACCUCUUCCUGCAGUCGGAGCUGGGGGUGUCCCAGAUAGAGGCCUGCGCCUCAGGGAGAACCCAUUACUCUGUGUCCCAGGCCGUGCUGCGCUGCGGCUGCAAACUGCAACGCUUCCACUCCCAGGAGGACCUGUUAGAGACCAGCCGCAAGGAGUCCUGUGACUCCGACUCUGUUAGUGGGUUUGUAGAGCCGGAACCCAGCAGCAAAGCUGGAACUGCUUCCUCACCCCCAGAGACCCUAGCUCUGUCUCUACCUGAUAGGACCAGACCUAACCCCAGCCAGGAAGAGACCCUAGCUCUGUCUCUACCUGAUAGGACCAGACCUAACCCCAACCAGGAAGAGACCCUAGCUCUGUCUCUACCUGAUAGGACCAGACCUAACCCCAGCCAGGAAGAGACCCUAGCUCUGUCUCUACCUGAUAGGACCAGACCUAACCCCGACCAGGAAGAGACCCUAGCUCUGUCUCUACCUGAUAGGACCAGACCUAACCCCGACCAGGAAGAAACCCUAGCUCUGUCUCUACCUGAUAGGACCAGACCUAACCCCGACCAGGAAGAAACCCUAGCUCUGUCUCUGCCUGAUAGGACCAGACCUAACCCCGACCAGGAAGAAACCCUAGCUCUGUCUCUACCUGAUAGGACCAGACCUAACCCCGACCAGGAAGAAACCCUAGCUCUGUCUCUACCUGAUAGGACCAGACCUAACCCCAACCAGGAAGAAGACACUCUCAGCAUGUCUGUCUCUCCAUAGGAACAUCACCGCCAACCAGGACACGGUAACUUACAAUAUUCUGCAUCCCAAAUGUCACCCGAUAGGGCUCUGGUCCAAAGUAGUGCACUAUGUAGGGAAUAGGGUGCUAUUUGGGACACUGUGUUUGCUCUCAUUUCAUCUUAAAAUAAGGCUUCCACACAGCUUUUAAAAUAAGGCUUCCACACAGCUUUUAAAAUAAGGCUUCCACACAGCUUUUAAAAUAAGGCUUCCACACAGCUUUUAAAAUAAGGCUUCCACACAGCUUUUAAAAUAAGGCUUCCACACAGCUUUUAAAAUAAGGCUUCCACACAGCUUUUGAAAUAAGGCUUCCACACAGCUUUUAAAAUAAGGCUUCCACACAGCUUUUGAAAUAAGGCUUCCACACAGCUUUUAAAAUAAGGCUUCCACACAGCUUUUAAAAUAAGGCUUCCACACAGCUUUUAAAAUAAGGCUUCCACACAGCUUUUAAAAUAAGGCUUCCACACAGCCUUUGAAAUAAGGCUUCCACACAGCUUUUAAAAUAAGGCUUCCACACAGCCUUUGAAAUAAGGCUUCCACACAGCUUUUAAAAUAAGGCUUCCACACAGCUUUUAAAAUAAGGCUUCCACACAGCCUUUGAAAUAAGGCUUCCACACAGCUUUUAAAAUAAGGCUUCCACACAGCUUUUGAAAUAAGGCUUCCACACAGCUUUUUGUCAUCCAUUUCAACUACUGUCACCAUAACUACCUUGUCUUUCUGCCAUCAAAACUGUUUUUUUACUUCUAUUCUUUUCCAGAGAUGAUGAUGAGGGAAUAUAUGUGUUUAUGUCUGUGUAGUUUUGUGAAUAUUUGUAAAGUCCAGAAAUCUGAAAUCUGUAAAUAUUAGGAUCCCUUCAUACAUACACUGUAAAUAAAGUCAGUUCUAAUGUUUUUUUUAAUACUGUUCCUGAUUGUGGUUAUAAAGGAAGGGAAUGUUAUCGAUUUUAAAACACUUAUCCUGUUCUUGUCAAGAGGAAACUCCAUUUUGGGUUUGAUAAACAGUUGGCCUACAUCUGCCCAGUAGAGGGCAGUAUUGUUGUAUUCAACCAUCCACAUCACUACAUUCAUUGGUCACGUUCUACCACUUUAUAUGUCAACAUAAUAUUGGAAAUGACAUAGAACAAUGAAUCGCCGUGACAACAGGCAAAACAAUGAUUAAUAUCUUAGUACUUAAGACUUACUGGCCUUAACCACCAGUAGUAGGAACCAUUUUAGGGCAUUGUAUAGGACACUGUGAGGCUUCUAUAAUAGGGUCUCUGAGGAGACAGCUUCUACCUAUAGGACAGCUCUACUGUCAGGAGGGGACUGGGGUUUCUCCCACAGGAUCCCCCAUGGACCCACUCCUGUCUGACAGGGGUCAGAGGUUAGGGAGGUAGCCCGUCCCUGGGACCCACUCCUGUCUGACAGGGGUCAGAGGUUAGGGAGGUAGCCCGUCCCUGGGACCCACUCCUGUCUGACAGGGGUCAGAGGUUAGGGAGGUAGCCCGUCCCUGGGACCCACUCCUGUCUGACAGGGGUCCAUCCAUGUCUGAGGACGUCGGGAGAUGACGUGGAAACCGGCCACUAGGGACAACAGUGAGCGCUGUUACCUUCAAGUAGGCUUGGGCUUUGCUAGAGCGUUGUGGACGGGGAUGGUGGAUGGGUGUAAGCAUCUGCCUUUCAUUCCAAGAGGUUCAAAUCCACCAAUAGAAAGUUGUUUUAAGCCUAUCCCAAACCUUAACCAUUCAGUGUUAAUGUCUUACCUUAACCAUUCAGAGUUAAUGCCUAAACUUAAGAAUUCUGAGUUAAUGUCUAACCUUAAAAAUUCAGAGUUAAUGUCUAAACUUAAGAAUUCAGAGUUAAUGUCUAACCUUAAGAAUUCAGAGUUAAUGCCUAAACUUAAGAAUUCAGAGUUAAUGUCUAACCUUAAAAAUUCAUAGUUAAUGUCUAAACUUAAGAAUUCAGAGUUAAUGUCUAACCUUAAGAAUUCAGAGUUAAUGUCUAACCUUAAGAAUUCAGAGUUAAUGCCUAAACUUAAGAAUUCAGAGUUAAUGCCUAAACUUAAGAAUUCAGAGUUAAUGCCUAAACUUAAGAAUUCAGAGUUAAUGUCUAACCUUAACAAUUCAGAGUUAAUAUAUAACCUUACAAAUUAAGAGUUAAUGCCUAAACUUAAAAAUUCAGAGUUAAUGUCUAACCUUAGGAAUUCAGAGUUAUUGUCUAAACUUAAGAAUUCAGAGUUAAUGUCUAACCUUAACCUUAAACACUUUGAAUUUGACA
Molecule: messenger RNA, 3615 nt
Organism: Salmo salar (Atlantic salmon)
Lineage: Eukaryota; Metazoa; Chordata; Actinopteri; Salmoniformes; Salmonidae
Source: RefSeq, a predicted model, not a curated record